UUUCUUUUUUUUUUUUUCCUUCUUUCAUGGACACCCAAGUCCCUGUUCCGGCGGCUACAGAGCCACCAAAAAACUAUCGUUCCAAUGUCGACACUUCCCGCCCUUUUCGCACCGUCAAAGAAGCCGUCGCCGUCUUCAGCGAGCGGUUUCUCGUCGGAGAGAUAUACACUCCGAAGCCUUACACUUACAGCCGCCCUCCGAGCCAAGAGGUGGCCUGGUUUUCACCGGGUAGUACUCCUCUGAGCCGUAAACAAGAUGAUCAACGAGAGGUUCUCGAUACCUUAAAGAAGCUGGAGACCGAGCUCGAGGAAACAAAGGCGGAGCUGAAGCUACUCAAGGAAAGAGAAUCCGAAACGGAGAUUGUGUUGGCUUCAUUGAACGCUGAACUUCAUAAGAACAUGUCGAAGCUGGCCAUAGCCGAGGCUGCUGCGGCUAAAAACGCGGCGGAGACGACGCCGACGCCGAGGACAGCGAGUUUGGAGAUGGGGAAGGGAGAAGAUAUAGCGAGGGAGGAAGAGAGAAGAAAGGAGUUGAUGAAACGAAUGGAGAACAACCCGACGUUGUCUCAGUCUCAGAUACCGAGUAUAGGUGAAAAGGAAGGGCAUUUCGGAGGGAAAAGAGAGAGGAAGUUGAUGAAGAAGAAACCCAUUGUUCCUCUGCUUGGUGAUUGGAUUUUCAAGAAGAAAAGGUCGCCUACAACUCUUCACAAUCCUCUUUAUGUGUCAUGAAGAUGUAUUUUUAAU
Molecule: messenger RNA, 743 nt
Organism: Hibiscus syriacus
Lineage: Eukaryota; Viridiplantae; Streptophyta; Magnoliopsida; Malvales; Malvaceae
Product: WEB family protein At1g75720-like
Exons: 3
Coding region: 27-728 (233 amino acids)
Source: RefSeq, a predicted model, not a curated record